Molecule: messenger RNA, 4394 nt
Organism: Labeo rohita (rohu)
Lineage: Eukaryota; Metazoa; Chordata; Actinopteri; Cypriniformes; Cyprinidae
Product: E3 ubiquitin-protein ligase TRIM35
Exons: 6
Coding region: 209-1618 (469 amino acids)
Molecular function (GO): zinc ion binding; protein binding
Source: RefSeq, a predicted model, not a curated record
UGUCUAGUCUUAUGAUUUCUCUCUUACAUAUCAUACUAAAAGCUAAAAAGAGUGUUGUGGAGUUCAGAGGAGAACACUAUAAAUUAGGAUUUUGGAGAAGUGUAUUAAACAGAAUAGAUUUUGAUUGUAAUUGUAAUUUGCUUUUCAAAGCAAAGUUCAGAAAGUGAAAGUAAAUUGUAGAUCGUUGCAGCUUUUACAAGAAGAGGAAAUGGAUUCAAAAUCUGUGGAAGAUCUUUCUUGUCCCGUGUGCUUUGAAAUCUUCAAGGAUCCUGUUCUUCUGUCCUGUAGUCACAGUAUUUGUAAAGAGUGUCUUCAACAGUUCUGGAAGACCAAGAAAACUCAAGAGUGUCCUGUCUGCAGGAGAAGAUCCUCAAACGAGCUGCCUCCACGUAAUCUAGCAUUAAAAAACUUAUGUGAUUCACUAAUAAAGGAGCAAAAUGAGAGACGUUCAUCAGGAUCUGAGGAGAUCUGCAGUUUACACAGUGAGAAACUCAAACUCUUCUGUCUGGAGGACAAACAGCCUGUGUGUUUAGUGUGCAGAGACUCAGAGAAACACGUCAAUCACACAUUCAGACCCAUCAGUGAAGUGGCUUCAUCUCACAAGGAGGAACUGAAUACAGCACUGACAUCCCUACAAAACAAACUCAAACAUGCAGAAGAAAUGAAAGAGGAGUGUGAUGAAACGGUUCAACACAUCAAGUCUCAAGCUGAGCACACAGAGCGUCAGAUUAAAGAGGAGUUUGAGAAGAUUCGUCAGUUUCUCAGAGAUGAAGAAGAAGCUACAAUCACUGCACUGAGAGAGGAAGAGGAGCAGAAGAACCAGAUGAUGAAGGAGAAGCUGGAGGAGAUGAACAGACACAUCUCAGCUCUUUCACACACAAUCAAAGACACUGAGGAGAUGAUGAAAGCCAAUGACGUCUGCUUUCUGAAGAAUUUUAACGUCACAAUGGGAAGAGUCCAGAUCUCACAGCCGGAUCCACAGAUGAGUUCUGGAGCUUUGAUUCAUGUGUCACAUUACUUGAGUAACCUGCCGUUCAGAGUCUGGAAGAAGAUGCAGGAAACUGUCCAACACACUCCAUUGACUCUAGAUCCAAACACAGCUGGUUGUUGGCUCACACUCUCUACUGAUCUGACCAGUGUGUCGUACAGUGAUGAAGAUCAAGAUGUUCCUAAUAAUCAAGAGAGGAUUGAGAGGUAUCCAUGUGUUCUGGGUUCUGAGGGUUUUAACUCAGGAACACACUGCUGGGAUGUGGAGGUUGGAGACAAUACACACUGGAGUGUUGGAAUAACCACAGCAUCAAACCAAAGGAAGGGAGAGGUUUUCUUUUACACUAAUGUCUGGUCUGUGCAGUACAUGGACAGUGAAUACUGCUCACAAUCUCCAACUCAACAGUUGACUUGCUUGACUGUUAAAGAGAAUCUGCAGCGUGUGAGAGUUCAGCUGGACUAUGACAGAGGAAAGGUGUCGUUCUCUGAUCCUCUAAGUAACAUCUGUCUGUGUACAUUCACAACAACCUUCACAGAAACUGUCUUUCCAUACUUAUGUAAUUACUACACAACUUCACCUCUGAGGAUCUUACCAGUUAAACUGUUUGUAACAGCAGAAAAUCACAGUUAAAUCUCAUUCUGCUUUAAGAUAAAUUCAGUAAAGAUACAAGAAUUUACUGUGUUUAUUGUUUUACAAAUGAUGCUUCAAUAGCAUCAUUGCAAUCAAAGGAACUUGGUCUCAUUCAUCAAUCACACUUUAUUAUAUGCAAGUAAAAGUAGUAUGGUACAAUAUAGUCAUUUAAGUCAUUUACAAUAAAGUGUUUAUAGAAGUGUUUAUACAUUUAAUCAUCUUGCCUAUUAAAUCCUAACUGAAGAGCAUAAAUUUUCAAUUAAAUGCAUUUAAAGUACAACUGCAGUGACAAAUUAAGACAUAAUACCAUGUAGGCUAUAAGACAAAAAAAGUUGGCAAAAAGUUGAGCUUGCAGUUGAUUGUGUAAUGAUGGGGUUUAACAAGACUAAAUGAUUGGAGAAGUCAGACAUACGUCACUAGCGAUAAGUAUGUAAAUAUAAAAAAAGAAUGUAAAAAAGAAAAGUAAAAAAGAAGAAAAGAGAAUGUGUACUGUCCUCCAAUUGGUGUUCUUAACCAAGAUUAGACAUCCAGCCAAACUCCCGUCAUGAAUACCACGAGAGUCAGGAUAUAGCUUUUUAGCUCUGUUUAAUCAAGACUCUUGUUCAGCACAAAAAAUACACUAAGAGGAAAUUAUAGCUUGUACAAUAAUAACAGAACUUAAUUGCAAUUAAAUAUAUCAUCUCAAUAACAUCAGUUGUGAAUUAAACACAAAGAUUUAGUGAUUUUAAGUCAACAUGAAUUUGCCACAAGUCUAUUCUUAGAAAUACUGUAACAGAAAAGGGCAGAACACUCCCUGCUUGAUGUUUAUGACACCACUGUCCAUAUUGCUACAAUUUAACAUAGACCUUUAAUCCGUUGAUGGUAAAAGUAGGACGACCUCUGUAAUAGGCCUGGUAAAGGUCUUUGGAGUACCUUAAGCAGUGGUCCUUAGAUUAACUGUUCGUACAGCCAUCUUGGCUGUGAAUAGCAGAAGUGACCACUGCCACAUAUUACAAGCAGCUUGGUUAUCUUUCAAUAAGACGAUGUAGCCUUCUAGCAAGUUGCGACACAUUUCAUUCAACUUCAAGCGAAUGUCACUAUACUCCCCUGGUGGACAUGUGACUGCCCCUUUCUGAGUAAGCAGCAUCACUGGUGUCAAGAUAAAUGGAGACUGUGGGUCGGUUGAUACAGGAAUGAGAGGUCUAGCGUUAAUGAUGGCUGAAACUUAUGAGCCAUCUCAUGAGUAAGAUGCAAUUCAGAAUUCUGUGGGCCACUCCAAUCAUAUGUUCCAAAGAACCUCCUCUGUGUGAAGAAUGAGGAGGAUUGAACUCCCAGGAACAGUUCUGCUCGCUCAGAUAUCUGAGAACCCUUUCUUCCUGUUGGAGCUUGUUCAGCCCAAACUCUUUGCUCGCUCCCACAAAGUUUGUGCCACAAUCUCCUUAGCUGCUUUGCGGGUCCUCGUAUGGCAAAGAAUCGUUUCAAUGCGUUGAUGCAGCUGGAGGCAUCCAUUGAUUUGAUGACCUCAGUAUACACUGGUCUUACACUUAUGCAAGUGAACAAUAUAGCCCUACGCUUACUCUCUGAGUGUCCACCUCUAGUGCGCCUCGCUCUGACCACCUAAGGUCCAAAAACGUCCAAUCCUACCUCGAUGUCAUGUUCUGCUGUCCUGCAGAGAGUCUUGCCAUGUUUCCCAUUCUUUCCUUUUUUUUCACCCUCACUAGCGGCUUGCCUUAGCCCAUAAAUGGCAACUGCCAGGGAAGGCUAUUGCCAAACACAUUUUCCUUCAUGCAGUAUGGCAUUCUUUGUUGGGUCACUGUCUCUGAACCAGAGGAACCUAAGAAAGUUACGAUGGUCCUCUCUGACUUUGAAACAAUGGCACAUUUGUUGGAUGUUGGCUGUGAUGGCUAUGAGCUCCUUACAGAAUCGAAGAAGGACUCCCAGUGAGUUUUUUUCAGAUCGGGGAUUAACAAGUUAACAAGAUGUUGUUGAGGGAGAUGCCAUGAUGUUGGGCGCUGGAGUCAAAUACCACCCUGAUUUGGUCUGGCUUUUUUGGGUGGUAAACCCACAAGAUUGGCAAGAACCAACACUCCUCUCCCUCUUUUAAUGGUGGUGCGGGUUCAGCAUGGUCAUUCUCCAGAAGUUUCUUAAUGAAAGUGACAAACUGCUUUUCCAUCUCUGGUUUCUUUUUAAGAAUAUGUUGCAGAGAAUGGAAUCUAUUAAGAGCUUGUUCGCGAUUGUUGGGAAGUACUUGUCUGGGCGCUCUGAAGGGCUGGCUGGUCAGCCAGGCUGGUCUUAGCUGGUCAGGCUGGUCUUAGCAGGUUUUAACUGGUCAGCCAGGCUGGUCUUAGCUAGUCAGGCUGGUCUUAGCUGGUCAAAAUAUUUGUUUGAUCGAUCGUUUAAUUGAUUGAUUACAUAGUGUCUGCCCCAAUUUUCGUGUCAAAGGGUGUUGAGACAAAUAAUGCGACAAAUAAGUAAUAAGUUUACUUUUAAUAAUCUGCAGGACCACAAGGAACCAUUAAAACAAUUUUUAUUUGAUCUUACAGCCCCUUUAAAAAAAUGAUAUUCUAACAAAUAUUUACAAAAUAUUUACAAAAUAAUUGGAAUGAUUACAAUUCUAAAACUAUAUUAACAAUUAAUGGUGAAGAUGAACAAUAACAGAAUUCUAAACAUUAUGCAUUUUCAUUUUUCUUUUCUUUAUUAUAUCUUGUAUUUUUUAGGAUAUGUAAUGCUCCACUUGUUUCUUCCUCUCUCUCUCUCUCUCUCUCUCUCUCUCUUCUUCCAGGCUCCUUUUGUUUCC